Messenger RNA from Boleophthalmus pectinirostris (great blue-spotted mudskipper), 1889 nucleotides. It is a transcript of the gene klhdc8a, whose product is annotated as kelch domain containing 8A. The coding region runs from base 417 to 1481 and encodes 354 amino acids. The record is from RefSeq and is a predicted model, not a curated record. Gene Ontology annotation, molecular function: protein binding. NCBI's taxonomy places the organism in Eukaryota, Metazoa, Chordata, Actinopteri, Gobiiformes, Gobiidae. The transcript has 10 exons.
GCGAAGGACACGGAACGGUCCUUACAGAGGACAGAGGAACCUAAAACGCGAACAAUUCAAGCAUAUCAAGUCUUCACACACAGCUCCAGUGAUGUUUGCAUCUUCCUAAAGGAGCCGACAUUCACAGCUGCUACCUGCUAAAGACAGCGCUAACAGUGAGAGUAACCUGGGUCAUUCUGUGUCCAGCAUCAGAGCCCUCAUAACCAGGGCCCUGUGAGCAGUCGUGCCCUCUCCAGAGACCAGGCUGAUGUAAACUAAUCCUGGACCUGUCCUGCUCCCCUCCUCCUGGGUUGCCCUCUGGGUCCACACUCACCACUUCUGUUUUUCUGUGGGCCUUAAUCAAAAAAUACCCAACUGGAGCUUUUCCCCUGCCUGCUCGUGGUUUGCCUCAUUGACUCCCUUGGGUGCUAAGGGCCAUGGCGGUGCCCUCAGCGCAGGAGUUCCACUGGCAGAGUCUGGCCCGUCUGUCCAGUGGGCGAGUCUACCACACCCUGACCGAGGUGGGGGGGCAGAUGUACGUGCUGGGGGGGUGUGACGCUGGAGGACGGCCAUGUGGGGCACUAGAGCUCUACUCCCCAGAGGGAGACAAGUGGAUCUCUCUCCCCCAGAUGCCUACACCACGGGCGGGGGCGGCGGUGGCUGUUCUUGGGAAGCAAAUCCUGGUGGUGGGGGGAGUAGGGGAGGACCAGAGACCCAUGAAGGUGGUAGAGAUGUACCACACGGAUGAAGGCAGGUGGAGGAAGCGGAGCGCCCUCCGGGAGCCUCUCAUGGGCCUCUCCAUCGUAGUCAAAGAAAACCGAGCUUUGGCGGUGGGGGGAAUGGGUGCAGACUUGCUGCCUCGUAGCAUCCUUCAGCAGUAUGACCUUCGGAAAGAUGUGUGGGCUCUGCUCCCUCCCAUGCCCACGCCACGUUACGACGCCAACACUAACCUGCUGGGAAACAAGCUCUAUGUGGCAGGUGGGCGUCAGUGUAAAAGGCCAGUGAAGAGCUUGGAGGUGUACGACACAGAGGCACGUAGCUGGAGCACCCUGCCUGCACAGCCCUGUAAACGCUCCUAUGCUGGGGUGAUAUGGGACCCCAUGGGGAGGCUCUGUCUGCUGGGUGGACUGAGGCAGGGGGGAGGACACCAGAACUCUAAAUUCACCAAGAACGUCAACAUUUUCGACACCAAUCAAGGUGUGUGGCUGAAGUCAGAGGAGACCGUGGCCAUGAAGACGAAGAGAGCUGAUUUUGUCGCAGCUUAUCUGCGCGGGCGGAUGAUAGUAGCUGGAGGCCUGGGUCAUGAACCCUCAGCGCUGGACACAGUGGAGGCCUUCCACCCGGAGCGAAAGAAGUGGGAAAGAUUGGCUCCUAUGACCUUCCCACGGUGCUCAGCUUCCUCCAUCGUCAUCAAAGAUCGCCUCCUUGUGGUGGGAGGGGUUAACCAGGUUCCCAGUGCUGCCCAUGAAAUUCUGUAUGUCAAAGAAGAGGAGAUCCUGUAAUAUGAUGUGACUGACAGCCUGAAUGCACCCAACCAGCGCCCCCCUCUGUAUAUGUCCCCUAUACCUCUCCUGCAAUAUGAACAUCCACGCAGCUCAGAGAGGAGGGAGGUGUGCCAAUGCAAUGCCAUGUCACAGGUAACAGUGCCCCCUGCUGGGAAACUCACUGAAGCACACUCAAGCACAAAGGAGGAGCUGGCUCUUUCUAUAUAGUUGUAAAAUGUAACACUCCUGAAUUGUAUGUUGUAGUGCAUUCAUGGAGACUAUUUUGUAGCCUAUAGCUCUCAGCGUAUAGAGUUAUUAGCACAUAUGCAGCCCUCCCCAAUUUCUUCCAUGUUUAUUUGUGUCAUCUGUGUGCUGAUUUGGAGCCUAAUUCACCGCCAUAUUAAGAAAAGGCUUCCUGAUAGCUUC